This is a messenger RNA of Toxoplasma gondii ME49, 6132 nucleotides long. Its product is annotated as Spc97 / Spc98 family protein. Gene Ontology annotation, cellular component: centrosome; spindle pole; equatorial microtubule organizing center. The transcript has 9 exons. Gene Ontology annotation, biological process: microtubule nucleation; spindle assembly; meiotic cell cycle. Lineage: Eukaryota; Apicomplexa; Conoidasida; Eucoccidiorida; Sarcocystidae. The coding region runs from base 1 to 5634 and encodes 1877 amino acids. Gene Ontology annotation, molecular function: microtubule minus-end binding; gamma-tubulin binding. The record is from RefSeq and is a predicted model, not a curated record.
AUGUGGCAUUUCUGGCAUGUGCCAGCCGAAGAAUGCGCUCUCUCAAGUGUCCGUACACCCGGACGGAGCUGCUGGCGCCACGCCACCCCCUGCUGCAGUGUGUCAUCUCUUGUCUUUCAUCAGCACGCGGAGUGCUAUCUCGUUUGCCGCGGCUAUAAAGUCCAUUCUCCUUUUAAUAGUGAUAGUCCGUUUUUGUUCUACUGUAUCUCGCGCGUGUUUCCCAAAAUGCCGCUUCCACCAUUAGCCGCCUCCCUUGCGUACGGGGCGCAAGUAGGGUUGCGGUCGACUCUGGACGCCUGGUACAGCGCGAAGCAGCCGUACUACGUCAGUCUGGGGGAGUUUCCAGGCGUCUCAAAUGGUGUUACGAGUGUUUCCGAGGGACCCACCGCUUCUCUGGAAAAGCUUAUAAGUUCUGGCACACCGGGUUUUUCGUUCAGCACGUCUAAGGCUUCACCCUCGCCGUUUCAGGCCCCGCUCCCGUCUGAGUCCGCAGACGCGCCUCUUUUGCCUCUUUGCUGCACCGCCUCGCAUCCGUACCGGCCGCUCUGCAGCUCGGAGUUUUCUCUGUUGCGCGCGUCCUCUCCAGCUGUCGGUGACAUCGUGCACGCGAAUGAGGAGGUGCUGCUCGUCGCGGGUCUCCCGCGUUCUUUCCCCUUGGGUGGCGGAAAUCAGCCUGUGCCUACCUCCGAAGAACCGCAGUCAAGACUUCCUCACCCAGGCGCGCCGCUUUGGCUCCUCUGUUGUCCGCGUCGAACCGAAGUCCGUCAGUUCGCGCAACGCCUGCACAGCUCGCGAACAUCUGGGCACCACGCAUUUCCUACCGGGUCCUCGGGUUCCUCGUCAACUUCUGCCCUUCCUGCAUGUACGCUGUUUGGUGCGCCGGACGAAGAAGACAUCGGCGUCGUGUGUGCCCGCGGGGUCUGUCCGGACGGAUCCGUGAAGAGUCUCCUGGCGCGCGUGGAUCGCCGCUGUCGCUGGCGGCUGCUGCGCGCCGCGCCGGGCGCCUCGGCGCAGUCGCGCUUGGGGUCCGAGGGUGUGCCCGCGCAGGAGUCCGCGCAUGCAGGAACCCGCUCCGCGCUCUCGGUCUUGCACUUGGACGAAGAUGUUCUUCUUCAGAACUGCCAUACCGGCCAGUUCCUGUCUCUGCGCAUGUCCGACAGUGGAGACACCCCAGGGUCUGCUCGACUGGUCGCCGUCGGGAAGCCGGUGUUUGCGCCGGCGGGCGUGGACUUAGACGCCGAAAAGGCGCGACCCGUGUCAGGGGUCAGAGGGCCUUCUUCGGCCGCUCGGCUGCCGCAGCUGUCAUCUAGCUCACUCCGCGGGUCCGUUCUGAGGACCGCGAAGCCGCUUCUCGGACUCGACCCCCCCCCCCUCAUGCACAGUGGCUGGCGCAUCGUCCCUGCCGGCGUCCGCGUAGCGCCGAGCUGGGACCGUGUCGUGCCUCACAGUCUCCUAGGACCGAGCGAGAUCGACGACUCGCUGCUGAGACGCGAACGGUUCCUCGGCGUUCCGCUGUCGAGCUUGAUCGCGAACGCAUCAGACCCCGUCGCGACUCCACGCCUCUCUCUGUCGCCGUACGCGGACGAGGGCGUCUUCGGUGUCUCCGAGCACGCGCGAGACGGAGAAGGGUCUUCUUCCUGUCCUUCGUCGGAGUUCCGCCUCGGCGCCGGCAGGGGCCAAGCGCUGACGUCGCCUGUCUCCGUCAUCGGAACGCCUCGCGCCUCAGGCGCCACUGGACGGUCUUCAGUCGCCGAGAGCUGGCGGUCGGUCGGCCCCGAGAGUAUCGGGGAGAACGACUGGGUGAUGCGCCGCCUCCAUGCAGACUGGCCGGCGCUCACUCGGGAGGUCAAGGAGCGGUUUCUCCUCGAAGAUCUUCUCUUUUGCUUGUCGGGUCUCGACGGCACUCUGAUUCGCAUUCUCGCGGUUGCGCCUGCCUGUGCUAACGCAGAACCGGACUCGCCUCCCUCUCAGCCUCCCUCUCCUUCUCCGGACCCACCUCUGCCUUCUUUCCACUUCUGGCUUCAUCCGAUGCUUCUCGGCAAGGCGGCUGCCGAACCUGCUCCCGACGUCGAUUCCUGCACCUCCGUAACGUCUCUGAUCCCCGGCAGUACGGCCCCGUCCUUCGCCGCAGAGCCUCGGGCUUCCCGCCUUUCGGAGAGAAGUGAGUUCGCCUUCCAGGUUUCGCAGGCGGCGUCGGAGGAUGCGGCGCUAUGUCAAAUGCUCCCGCCGCUCUUGCCGGCUGCCUGCAGUUUGCGGCUGCUCCUCGUCUUCCUCGAGCUUGCGGGCAGACGAAACAGCACCUCGAAGGCCGUUGCCGGCAUCUCAGCAUCCUCAUCGGCUUCUGAUGUUUCGGCUGGCCUCUCAGGCUGGGGCGGGGAAGUAGCUGAAGCGUUCUGCGCGGCGAUCAAAAAGAUAGUCGAGGAGCUGGGCAUCCGCGUCGGGGCCUGGGAGGGCGAGGUCCGCAGGGGUCGCCUGACCCUCCAGGGCCUUCGCGCCCAACUGGGGCCGGUGACGCGAGCCUUGGGCGUCGCCGAGGCGGUCGUGCGCGAGGCGUGGGGAAGGCGCGGCGGCGAUCUCCUCGACGCGGCCGAAGAGGUCAAGAAGCGGCUGCCCUGCAACGACGCAAAUCAGGAAAUUUGUCGUUUUAUCUUCGAGAAAGCCGCAGCGCCUCUCGCGAGAAUCGUCGAAAACUGGGUGCAUCACGGCGUCCUCAAAGACACCUACGGAGAAUUCUUCAUCCGCGAAGACCCGACGGUCGUUGCCGAGGGCGAACCUUCGUUGGAAUGGAGAGGCGCUUCCUUCUGCGUCUCCGCUUCAGGAGGAAGUCAAAUCGACCCGUCGAGGGGGACAGACGUCAGGCCAUGUGCGGUGGAUUGGUGCAGACGGAGAUUCGUUCUCGUCGACAGGCUCGUCCCGAAUUUCUUGAAGCCGCAUGCACGAGACAUUCACCGAGCUGGGCUGUACGUGUACGUCCUCAACAGCUGCAGCUACGCAGGUCUGCCCCCACCCUCGUUCUCGCUGCCGCCGGAAGUUCGAGCGAGCACCUCUGCGUCUUCUCUGCCUCCGCGUCUGCUGCCGCUUCUCCCGUCUGCAUGCGCGCGCGCCUCCGCCCACCUCAUGCACUUCUUCUUUCACUCGCUGCAGCUGCCUCGCACCCUCGAGAUGCUCCACGUUUUCUUUCUCGUCGGAAGAGGAGACUUUCUGCAACAGUUCUUCGAAUUCGCUGCUCCAAAUGACUCAACUCCGGGCGCCGCGCCAGGCCUCUCCGCUGGCACCUGGCAUGACACCCUUCAAGAAAUUGCGGGCCUUGAGGGAUGCAUGGAGCAAGCCAUUCGAAGUGUCAGUGGAUUUGAAACACUGAAGGAGAAGAUCUCCUUUUUCAUGCAUCCCGUUCCUUCGCUGUGCGAGGCGGCCCAGCUGCUGGCGCAUGCACACGAAGAAGACAAUCUGAGGAACCUCCUGGGACUUUCAAAGCUCUCGCGAGCAGUCGGAGACGAAAGAGGAACGAAUGCUGGUUUCGGCGCAGUUCCCACCCGCCGCCCGUCGCCCUCCGAGUGGUGCAGGCGAGUGUGUCUACGGUACAGGUGCGGCUGGCCGCUGUCGCUUCUUUACACGAGCAAGGCAUUAUGCAGCUACGAACUCGUUUUUCGAUUCCUUCUUCACAUUCACUUGGCGCAGCGCCAGUUGAAUCAACUCUGGAUGCACAUCCACGAGACACGCAGUCUCUUCUCCUUCGCCGACAUGCCUGUCCAUCUUCGUCACACCGUUGCGAUCGGGGAGGACAUGCGCAUCUUCACUCGAAACCUCCUUUUCUAUGCAACCACAGAUGUCAUUGCAUUGCACUACUCUGCACUGCGUCGGCACCUCGAAGCACUGUCGCCUGCGGCUCUUUCGCCUGCCUCUUCGUUUGCAUCGAGUUCCGGCCUCUCCGCUGCCCCGUCGGGGGCUCCAGUGUGUGCUUUUGAGGACGUCCAGGAACUGCAUGCGCGCUUUCUGUCGUGUCUGUUGCGAGACCUCUUCCUGGAAGACCUCGGCUUGCUGCAGACGAUCAGCAAGUGCCUGACGAUUUGCCUCGUCUUCAGUCGGCACGUGAAAAAGUUCUCCUUCGACGCGCCGGACUUCCCGCUCCUUGCGGCGGGCGCCCUGUUGGGGACUUCUUCUCUCGCGCCGAAAGGAGACACAGCGGAGGCCGAGCGAAGGACUCUGGGCGCCGAGGCAGCGGGGCGCGACUUGCACACCAGCGCUGCGCAAGAAGCGAAGGCGCACGCAAACGAACGAAGCUCGCGCGAACGAAUUCGAGAGGCCCGACGCCAACAAAUCCGCGCAGCUGUAGACAGUUCAGGCUUCGGCGGAAUGGUCCGCAGCGCCGGCGCCAGCUUCCGAGAGAACUUCGCAGACUUCAUCAGCAAGCUGGAAGCGUUCAGCAACCGAUUUCCCGCGUCGCCGAGCGCCCACUUGCUCUUUCGCUUCAACUUCAACGACCGGCUGUCUGCGCGGUCGGUCCCCCCCGCGGUGUCUGCCGUCUCUCAGCCGCAGAUUCGACAGCAUGCGUCUCCGGGAGAAGAAAGUCCUUCCAGUGAUCCCUCGAAGUCUGACUGCUUGACUGGCGACAGCGCCGCUGCUCCCGUGUCUUCCCGGAGUCACGAAAGCAAAUCUGGCGCCUCCUCGCCUGUCCCACUGCCGCCCUCGCGAGCUCUGGCGUCUCACGCGCGCGAGAAGAGGUACGGAGAAGAAGGCUUUGAGGAACACCGCUCGAUUUCGGACAGAGAGGAAGGCGAGAGAUCACCUAGACAGGUGCCAACGCCGAAGAACCACGCGGCUGCCGAGACGUCCAGAAGAAUUGGGUCUUUCGAGCGGCCUCCUCCCUUCUCGGCGGCCAUUCCGGCUUCUCUGAGGCACAGCAGUGUGUGCUCCGCUUCAACGUCCCGUCUGGCUUCGGAGAGCGAGAGGGACCGUGGUGUCUCUGUGUCUCCAUUUCCAGUGGUCUCUGCUUGUCUCGAUGGAGAAAGGAGAGGCGGAAACAACGAAGGAGAGAGCCGCAGACGCGCGGGCGUUGAAGAAGAGAAAAGCAGUUCAGGAUUCACCGAGAGAUGGGCGGGAGGCCACAGAGGCUUACUAGGCGACCGUGGGGCAGAAAGAUCGCCGGCGCAUGCAUCCGAUGAAUUUACUGACGAAGACGCGGAAGAAACGUACUCUUUAGUGAGUGGGGAAGACGGCGAGGGCGACGAAGAUUUCGACGCGGCGCUGCGGUCGUUUCAAGAGCGCAUUCGUAGCAGCAGAGGAAGCGAGUGUCGCGACAAGAAAGCACUGACCAGUUCUCCUUCUCGCGAGGAAGACGCCGAGUUCGAGGUGCGUGGGGGCUUGGAGAGCGACGCUGAAGAUUUCCGUGACAUUGGAGACAUCGAAGGAUCUGAAGAACGGUCUUCCUUCGGAGACGACGCGGGCAGCCGCGUACCGCGACGAAGAGACUCCGAAAACUUCUCAGAGUUCUUCGAUGAGGACGGAGACGAGGAGCUUCUCGACGCAGAGGAAGAUCUGGAACCGAGGACUGGAGAACGCAGAAGUGGAGAGGUAUUGCCGGCGGAAGGGUAUGCGGCGGCCUUUCUCCGAAGUCGAACCGGCUGCGGCCGAUGAGACAUCAAAAGAAUCCAGGUGGAGAGAGAGAGAGAGUUUUCAAUCUACUGCAAGGGGACGAGCACGGACUCAAAGCAAAGGAAGACACAUGCUGCACACAGGUGCUGAGAUUCGUCAGUCAAGCCAUAUACAUACAUACAUAUAUGUAUAUAUAUGUAUAUGUAUAUACGUUUAAAUAUAUAGUGAGUGUAUGUAGAAGCUUGUGCGUUUGACUGCACGCGGCGCCUUCAGACAGGACAAAGAUCAGGUUUUUCAGAGGGAUUUGGAGAGUUGGAAGGCGAAAGUCUUCAAGGGGAGAUUCGGGUGUGGAGUGGCUAGGCGGCACAUCGGCUGCAACUUCGGGAUUCUCAAAUUCCGGUGCUGCGCAAGUACUGCGAAACGAGUCUUCAGACGAAGAAACUAGAUUUCGCAUGUGCUAUUGGGGAAGGAAUGCUGAAAGCCAGUGGACAUUCCCGCGCGCAGUCACCCGAGGAGCCCAAUCUAGUGAAAUCCAGAGUU